AUGGCGGGAGGUAAUGUCGAGAAGGGACAACGUUAUAUCGCAGCUCUAGACCAGGCGCGCGCUCAGGGCAAAUGGGAAGAGGUUCCUGAAUUGAUCCGAAAGGUUACCAAGCACGCUCCGCAAAAGACAUGUGUCAUUCAGACCGCAACUGCCGAAUCGCGAGUGGUUUCAUUCAUUCACCAAAAGAAUACCACGGAAUCGACAGCCACACCGAAUCUACCCGAGUUGAUCCCCGCUUUGUUGACAACAAUCGAGAAUAACGAUGGCACCCCGCAGGAGAUUUUGCAAGCUCAGGUAUGCUUGGGAUGGGUUCAUUGGACAUUGAAUGAGCCCGGACUGGCGGCAGCUCGCCUGCCCAAAGACUUUGCGGCCACCGUAGAUGCUCUGUUGAGUGAAGGUCAGGACUUGUCCGAUUGGACCGAAGUCUGUUUAGUCAAGGGAUGCUAUAUUAAGGGAUCUGCACAGUCUACAGUUGCCAGCAUCGAUGAAACUCUGGAAACCUUUGCAGCCUUGAUUCAAUGGCUCGGCAACGGCAAACUUAUCAACAAUGCCAAUUCCCAAUUCCUCAGCUGGUCCGAGACCCUACUUGGCAAGGGGGCCGUGAUGGCCAGUGAAGAAGCUGGCACGGCCACUCCAUACUCAGAUCCCCGGCAUGUGGAGAUCGCCCUUCGGUUGUUUCGACUAUGGGCUGUGCAUCCCGCAGUCAAGCAAGGACAGGGCUCUCCCAAGGCCGCAUAUGCAGGUGCCCCAGGUCAACCGUCGCGCACGUCAAUCUGGAAAUCAUACUACUUGUUCCUCACAAUCGUCCUCCAGGAUGGUUUGCCCUACCCACCUGCGCAUAACACCCCAGAACGCCCACAGCUUGCCAGUGAAAUCCGUCGCGUUGAGGCCAUUUGUGAGAGUAACCUGCUGCGGGAGGUCAAAUUCCCGACUGCUAGUUCCGACAAUUCCCAGGUUGAAGAAUGGGUGGAGCAGGUGAUCAGCAACUGGGAGGUUCUUUGUGGCCCCGACUGGCAGGACCAGGACCUUGGUGAGGGAGGACAAAAUGCCGUGGGCCGCAAUGUCCUGGACAUUCUGUAUCGUGCGGCAACUAAAACCUAUCACUCGCACUUGAUCCUCAAACGUCUAUUCCAUGUACAUGCUGCACUGGCAGACUUUGACCUCGCUUUCAAGGCUCUUGAUUCUUACAUUGAGAUUGUCACCGCCGCGAAGAAACGGGCUGAAAAGUCAGCCGAGUAUGGAGAGCUGGAAAAGGAUGAGAUUUUGUUGCAAACUCUUUCCGAGGCUGUCACUCUUUUGAGCUGCCUUGGGUCCUUUGAAGAGGCGGAGAAGGCCAAGGACUUGACCGAGCUCAUUAAAGAGUAUAUCGACAAGCAGGCGACAAGUCAAACAGAGGGUCAGAGCAACGGCAAGCUCCUACUUUCACAUGGUCCUAACUGUGCCAAUUCUCCAGAUAUCCCUAUCCCGAUAUUGGCCGCAUCAUACCGAGCAGUCGGAGUUGGUCUCGCCAACUGGGCUAGCUACACCCCAUUGAACGAGGCACGGGACGAAAUCCGUGGGGACGCGAUUGACUAUCUGGAAAAGAGCAUCAACCCUGAGUUCGGACAAGACACAGAUUUCGCCGCUCUGUACACCCUUUCCUUGACUCUAGCGGAAAAUCGUGAUCUCGAUGCCGCAAUCGACUAUGCCAAGUCCGCUCUGACUUCGCACAACUCGACCCCUGUCACUGAGGAUCUCUCAAAACAAAGAGAUCUUGUAUCACUAUGGCAUCUGCUUGCACUUUUGCUGAGUGCAAAACAAGAGUUUGACAUUGCUGAACGCUCGUGCGAGGCAGCAUUUGAACAUUUCCCCUUGGAAAUUUUCUCCAAGGGCCAUCGUGACCGACGUUCUUCAAGACAGUCACAGAAUGGCUUGGGUGCUCCCAAGCGCUCGCUGGUUAGUCGGUUGCAGGGUCGGGAGAAGGAGCGUAUCAUUGAGACCCGCAUCACGCAGCUUGCAUUCACCGAGGUUCUCGAAGGCCCAGAGGCUGCCGUUAACCAGACUGGGCAGCUGCUCAGUCUUUUUGGCAAACUGUUCCAAGAGCUGGAUCUUGACGAUGGAAAUAAGCUGAAGUCGGAUCAUUUGGUACCACCCAAAAGCUCAGCUGGGCAAACAACAAAGAGCUUCCGCAGCAGUAUUUUCCACCGUAACAGAAUGUCUCAGCUGCCAGAUCGUGGUGCAGAGCGAUCUACGAGCUCCCAUUCUGCCACCCCUUCUGUUCCAGCGCUUCCAAAUGGCCACUUUGGCUACGACGCGCCAGAAAUUCAAGUUACCGACGAAGAUCACGAGUCAAACCCCAGGCUUGGAAGAUCGGACUCCAAGAAGCUGAGAGAACGUAGCGGCAGUUCCUUUAGGUCCGAACAACCCCCAGCGCCUCCUCCUCACGAAAAUGAGGUUGGCAUUGCAGUGUCUGGGAAUUCGACCCCCGUGCCACGAGAGCAUUCGCAGUCUCCCCACGUCAGACAACCAAUCACCCCCAACCCGAACUACAAGCUACCAUCUUACCCAGCUGGCCACGAGGAUCGACCCACUCGUCACAACAAGCGUCCCGCUGCUCAAAGAUUCGAUUCUCCUACCAGCGUUACGACCAAUUUUUCUAUCACACAAUCCAAGAAGCACGCCCUUGCUCUCCUAGUCAAGAUUUGGCUGGUUAUCGCCGGUCUCUAUCGCCGAGCAUCGCUUUUCGAUGAUGCCCGCGAAGCCUGUGAAGAAGCCUCGAAACAGACUGCACAAAUGGAAGCCUUGGUUGCCGCCGAAGAGUCUUCUGCUCGUCAUCUCAGCAAGCGUGGCUGGACUGCUGCAAAAAGCUCCGAGGAACUCUGGGCAGAUGUCCACGCAGAAGAGGGUCUUCUGGCUCAAGCCCAGGACAGACCUCACCAGGCCAUGAAGUACUAUGAGGAAGCUCUUCUGCGCUGUCCCGAGCACCCAAUUGCUACCAUUGCCCUUGCAAACCUGCUGUUGGACAUUUGGGACGAGAAGCUUCUACCCGAAUCCACUAAGACGGACGUAGAUCUCAACGUCUCCCGUCUGUCCUUAUUGUCUUCCAGUGCUAAGCUCAAGUCAGUUCGGGCUAUCUCGGCUGAUGAGCUCAAGGCACCUGAGGCGGCAGAGGUUCCACGACCAGUGUCGGUGGCUAAUAAUCCACAUGAAGUUGACCCGAAGCAUCUCCAUCGCCUUGCAGCUCGCGAUCGUGCGUAUGGCCUUCUUUCUAUACUCACUAAGCUUGGCAGCUCCUGGGAUAACUCCGAGGCAUGGUAUGCGCUAUCUCGCGCAUACGAGGCUGGAGAACAGACCGAGAAGCUGAAAGAAGUUUUAUGGUGGUGUAUUGAGCUUGAGGACCGUCGGCCAAUCCGACACUGGUCUAACAUUGGCUCUGGACUUUAUGUGCUUUGA
Molecule: messenger RNA, 3432 nt
Organism: Penicillium odoratum
Lineage: Eukaryota; Fungi; Ascomycota; Eurotiomycetes; Eurotiales; Aspergillaceae
Exons: 5
Coding region: 1-3432 (1143 amino acids)
Molecular function (GO): protein binding
Source: RefSeq, a predicted model, not a curated record